UGCGAACUAAAGAUGGACUCUGACCUUGAGUCAGUGGCUUUGUUUACUUUGGCGGCUCGUGGUUUGCUUAAGGCCCCGCUUAAGAACAUGGUCCAAGGUUUGCAGCAAGCACCUGCAGUUUGAGAAUAAAGGUGAUGGCUCGAUGCCUAAAUUCAUACGCUCAGAAAGUCAUGCAUGAAGAGCAUUACGAAGAAGACGUUGAUGAUGAAGACUUGGAUGAUGACGAUGUUGAUGGGUAUGAAGGACUCAGUGACUACGAUGAAGAUGACAUACCUGGAUCCUCUGGCUACGGAAGCCACAGUUUUGGUAAUACUGGAAGUGAGGGCAAAAGUGCUGACUUGCGGCGCCAGAGAUCUAUUAGCGAAGGUGGUGCUGUGUACUGUGUCGAGGCUGGUGAAGACAACAGGCAAGUUUUUUAAUGACUUUUGUGGUUUCUUCUAAAAAUUAACAUGUGGUUCUCAUCUAAGUUUCAAUCUAGGGUGGUGGUUGGAUAGGUGGGUACCCGAAAACUUGUCCUGGGAGUUAAAUGUGAUGUAGGUAUUGAUGUCCAUUAGGUGUAGAGUGGUUUCCGAUAUUAUUCCGAACAAAUUACUUUGUUGGUAUCUGCUAACAGAAUGGUGGUUUUAGAUUAUAUUUGUGCUCAUCACAGUGAUGCAUAAAGCCUAAUACAAACCAAGUGUUGCGUACCGUCUCUGGUCCCGAACUUUCAGUAUCGUUUACCUCAAAAGCUAUAGACAACUGGUGAUUAGUUUGCACUUGAGUACUAUCUUAACUUCACCCCAGUAAAUCUCGGUGGUCGAAACUGACGUUCCUUAAACGUACGUUUCAGAGUCGGAUAUUACAUGACUUCUGUUACUAUAGAAACCACCUUAGUAACAAAAACAACUGUCGUAAGAAUGCGUUUGAUGCCAUCUAGGUUAAACAUCUGAAGAGUGAUUUUGGAUACCACAAGUCCCAGUGUUCCAACAUGUUUAUGUUUACUUGAGACAAAUUCAAUCCUACUGCAUACAUGGUCGUUAAAGCUUUCUUUGCGCGUGGGAAGACGUUCGGAUCUCUCCUUGUGUUCACUGUUUUGUAGUGCUCUCUAAUUAGCUGCACUAGGUAAUGGUCAUUUACAAAAAUUGAGGAAAAACCCUACAAACGGUUACUAUCAGUAACAAUACUGGGACGUUAAAAAGGUACAAUUGAAGGUAUGCUAAUGUGAACUAGUCAGUGAAUCAUUAAGAUUAAUCACCAUUGAUCUCAGUAAAAGUUUGUUCAGCAAUGUUCAAAGUACCAUUUUGAAGACGAUCAGUCAUAUACGUCGCGAGGUCUGGGAUGAGUAUGCAUUCUUCACACCAACAAGGUAGAGAAAAACUAGUCGAGCGAAGUAGUAUUCCUAGAAUGAGCGGCUUAGCACAUACCUUUAAAUGAGGAGGUAAGAUGAAUGACAAUGUUUUGGUACCGAGCUUGGUGUUAAUAAAAUACCACUGUAGAACCAAUCUUGUGUUUUUGUAUAAGUAUUCUAGUAGGAGUGUCGAAUGAAGUUACUUUCUGAUAACUCACCAUAGUUAAUUUUACCUCUGUAAUUACAUGACGGUCUGAUCUUGAUUUAAACAUAUUUAUAAGAUACUCGUUGAUAUCUGGCGUGUGUCUAGCGUAUUAUGGAACGACUAGGAAGAUCCUAUCAUUUUAAAAUGAAUCGCUGCCAUGGCUUGUUCACGUCGUACACGGUGUCUCGUAAUAUAUCAGACUUAGCCAUAAUCUCACAACGUGUUUGUUGACUGGAGUUUUCUAUCUUCAUUUUUACCCUACGUAUAUCGUUAAAUUCGUAAAAAUGAAUUGAUCUAUCGUGCUUCGAUAUAUCUGCUAUCAAGUCCAGUACGACUAGGUUCGAACUCAGUCUGUACUAAUGGCUACACUAGAUCCUAAAUUGCCGUGAAAUUAACCGUCCAAGAAUGGGUUCUCUUUAUGGUCUGCAAACCUCCCUAUAAAGUACCAUUUUCCAUAUGAUAAAUCUAUUACACAACUUUUACUUGGUUUUCAAUGUAUUAUUACUAAGGUUUGUUACUUUUGACGAACCAUUCUCAGGUUGAUAAAUAACAUUGCUUGUGUGGUACCUGUCCUUGAGUUUUCAACAAUCUUAGAUUACCAAAUCUACGUUGACUUUCAGACGGGAUCAUCACAACCAACUUGAACGUAAAAGACGUGCAAGCAUCAAAACAAGUUAUAAUGACCUUCGAGAAGUUAUCCCGGGUUUACGAGGAUCGAAAGCAUCUAGGGCAGUUAUACUACAGCGCGCAGUUGAGUGUAUCGAAGAGUUGGUCAAACUGAAUCGUGACCAUACUGUUUGUGUUGAAACGCUGAAACGUCAGAACGACCUGUUGGAUUCUCGAGUAAGUCGUGGGACUAAUAAUUUUUUAUGAUCACACCAACAUUGUAAAUCGGUUUUUUAGAUGUAUUGGUAGACGUCAGCAGAACUAACGGUUAGACAUUUACGUAGUUUCUACGUUUCUAUUAAUUUACUAAUCAAUGUACAGGUAUCAACUACCAAGCAAUGCAACGAAAACUUCAGUAGAAAACCAACCAUAUGUCUAAAAGAAUGUAACGUGGAUUGAUUAACGUGGGUACAUUCAUACUAACUACGGAUACAUUUGUACAUUUUAAGUCCUUCACACAAUCUUCAUCGUCUGUCACUGGCUUUAUGGAUCAAACAGAUGUCAAUUAUUACUACAGACAGACACGUGAACCUUGGAUGCCCUCAGUUUAUAUUGCCUCAUUUCACAUCUAAACAGCAAUAAUUAUCAAUGAAUGGAGAAACGUUUGCAACUGAUUAUAAAACAAUGACAAAAAUCUAGAUUAAGACGCGAAAUAGAAUGUAAUUUAGUACUGUGAUGUGUUAAUAUAAACACAUAAACCGAUGCAUAUAUGUGCCUGGACCUACGUUGUAGCUGAAUGACAAACACUAAACAAUUGCCAGAUAAAUUUUGAAUAAAUAUGCACCAUGAUCGGUUUCGGGCAAUUCUACAUAGUCUCCAACAAUUAUUUCUCGUACGUCAACCAGGGAGACACGUCUCAAAGCACACCUCAAAAUAAAAAUUUAUAAUCCCAUGGACACGUUAUAUCCUAAUCUUAACUGUUUUCACCUACCGCUAGAUGACAUAUAGUCCAAGGUAGAACUAGACUGAAGGAUUUUAGAUAGUUUAUUUUAACUUACAAGUAUAAAAGUCAUCUAACAUAUUUAACGUUCAGCAUGUAUAACGAACGGAAAACAAACAUGCCACGUUAUUACUUUCACGGCAACUUCCUAAUAUAAGUAAGAAUGUCAGGAGAAAUGUUCGAACGCAUGCUAAUAACGAGUAUUACAAAUGACUGAUGUUUUCAGUUAAUUUUCUACAUUAGCCAUGCUGUUCAAAGUCCAGUCUAGGUUUAAUUUACUGUAUUUGAUAUGUUGAGCCAGCUUUUCAUUUUCAUAAGUUAGGGUCUAUGUUUAUAUUUUGUAUCGUCUACUUUCCAGGUUCAAGAGCUCCAACGUUUGGUGCAGCGAAUGGAUGGCGAAGAAGCGUGCAACACUCCAACAUCAAGUUCUUUUGCUAACACUAUUUCUCCGAAUAAUAAUGUCGCCCUUCGAUUAAUAUCACCAACAGCUUCGGGUGUCCCAAUGUAUCGCUGUAUGUCUCAAGAUCCACUCCAGUCAUCUACAUCAACAGAAUGUGUAAGUGUGGUAUCUGAACGGUUGUAUGAAAUAAUUCAAUUUAAGUCCAAUAUCUAUUUAAUUUUAUGUGAAAAGGCCUUAGCUACACCGUUAACUUCGGUUAACAGUUCAGAUAUCUGUUGGUAACCUACAUUUCUGUGUAGAUAAAAUUAACAGCUGUCCUGCCUACGGUAUUUGUUUUACGAGAUUUAGACUCAUCCUUCACAUCCAAUUCACCACUUGUUUUUAUAGGUAUACAUGUCGAUUUUCCUGAUUUCAUAUUCCAUAAAUGUCAAGUUCUUGUUAGCGCUAAUAUACUCCCAGCUAUAGAUAUAGGCCACUUUCCUUUAUUCAUUCAGAUUAAAUAUCCACCUCAGUUAUCAAACUGAGAAAAAAAUCACUGCUGAUUUACACACUGCUUCAAGUGUACACGCUUCUUGUUCAAAUACACAAUCAUAAUUAUUUAACCUGUUACCACUCAUAUAGCGUAGGCCACCAACUGGGAGUCUCUAACAAACUCCAUCCAGAGCCAUUCUUCAUAGUCGUUCCAGACUGCUAUUCAUUCUUUCGAUGUCCGGCUCUAAUUCCCGGAGCAAUGUGUUUCCUGGUUUUACUGUUUUUUCGCCUUGAGGAUUCCAAGUUAGGGCUUACCUUGUGAUGCAGUCUGAUGAUUCCUACAAUGUGUGUCCUAUCCAGAGUUUUCCUAAUCCCCUCUUCACCUGAAAGCUGAUUUUGUUCUCUGCCGCAACCGAUUAAUGUUGAUGUUCGUUGUAGUAGUUCUUCGAGUUCCAGUUCCGUGUAGUGAAGCUGUCUUAACGCUUGUGUUAGAAAUUCUAACUUCGGUCUCGGGUGACGGUUGUCUUGAGUUCCAGAUGUAUAGUAGGAAUGCUACCCUUGUUUUGGCAAUCCGAGCCUUCACAUCUGCAUCAUAUGCACCUUGUUUAUCAAUGGUGCUGAGCAGGUACGUAAAUGCUUCCGCCUCUUUCAUUGUGACUUGGUUGGUGCUCGCUGUGUCGUGUUUUAGGAUCUUGCUUUUCCCCUUGUAAAUGUUGAGGCCUACUGAUGCAGAGGCUGGUGCCAUACUGACUGUCUUCAUCUGCAUUUGUUGGUGUGUGUGGAAUAGAAGAUAAUAUGCGAAGUCCAAAUUGUCUAGAUGUUUAUUGCAUUUUGUCCUUCCCCUGUGAUGUGGAGAUCUUCAUAGUCAUGUCAACAACUAGAACGGAAAGGGCGAAAGUGAGCAACCUUUCCUGACACCAGUCUUGAUUUGGAAUGCAUCUGUCAGUUGUCCUCCAUGCACAACUUUGCGAUUCAGUCCAUAUGUUUUUGAUGAUCUUCUCAGAUACAUCAUCGUUUUAGAGAAGGUUUCACGAGGUUCUCCUAUUCAAAUUGUCAAACGUCUUCUCAUAGGCAAGGGAGUUGAUGUAUAAUGAAAAAUUCCACUCACUUGACUACUCAACAAUGAUCUGUAGUCCCGUAUACUGUUACUCUGUAAGAAAUCCAGCCCAUUGGUCUCGAAGUUAGGCGUCUACGGAGUCUUAUUUAGUUUAGCAGCAUUCUGUCUGGAACUCACUGGAAAUGGUAGUUGUGUAUUUUCUUUGAUGUUCUCCCACUUGCUUAGAUUUUUCUUUAGUAUCUUAAUCUGGUAUCCUUCUUUCCAAUCCAUUAGUAGUUGUUGCUCCAAAAUCAUUCUGGAAAAAUGUCAGUUUUUCUUCUGGGAAAAUGUCAGUUUUGUAGCUACCGCUGUAUCUGACUUCAUCUGGUACUCUGUUUGGUCCUGCUGUUUUGCCACUCUUUAUCUGUCUAAUGGCCAUGCUGAUUUCUAAUUUUAGUGGAGAGACAUCUGUCAUGAUGUUCAGGUCCUUUCCUGGACACUUACGAUCGAUUGCAGCGUCUCAUAAAACUGAUCUUUGUCGUCUUCGUUUCUAUCAUUAGUAGGUGGAUAUCACUGGACAGUUUUCAUCGUAAGCCCCUCCUUUGUUUUGAACACUCCUUUUAUGAUUUUGGAUCCAUGAGAUUCUUGUCCUAUAAGUGCUUUUCAUGCUUCUUUGGACAGCAGUAUAAAUCCUUGUGUGGGUGAAGCACUUUCUUGUUCACGACCUGAGUGCAGCAACAUCUCUCCUGUGUCUAGCGUUUUCUGUCCAGUUUGGCUCCGAUGGGUUUUACUUAUUCCGAGAACCGCUUGGUUGUAUCUCCUUAUUUCUGCGGCUGUUUUACUAGUCUUCCCAGUCUCCUACAUUGUUCGGACAUUCCAUGUGCCUAUAUUGAUUAGUUCUGGUUAUCAGAAUGGCCAUCGACCUCAUGAGUUCCGAAUAAUCUUGGCUUUCACAAUGAUUCGUUAUAACUCUUCCAAACAAAGAUUCUUCAGCUCACAGAGUUUAAAUAGUUUAAAUGGAUUUUUCUGAUUACCCGUUUUUAUCAGGGUUGUUUUCUGUGAAAUGCUGUUUAUCUCAUCGCCAAACCUCUAUCUUGGCUCGGGACCGGCAGUAUUCCUAGAAGAGCUCCAGGUGGAGCUAUGUAAUCAUAAUAAGAAGUGGUAAGUCGUGAUAGUCAUAAUAGUACGUCUGACUAUCGGCUUUUUUAGAUAUAGUAGUAAUGGCUAAGUUUAGCUUCGGUAUUGGAUUUAAUUACAAUCGUUCUUGAUUGAGUGUUCUUAUACUUUUCUCCCUGAGCAUUCAUUAGUCAUCACUCGUUCGUUUGCUUUAUUUUUACCUGAUUUAUGUUUCUGAUAUGUUAGUCUGAACUACAAGUGAUAUUACAAUUAGACAUCAACCUAUGGAUUUCCUGUAAUAAUUGAUAUAUUUGCUGUUAGCGGGACAUAGACUGGAUUAAAGCAUGCUCAAUGCACGAUUGCUUUGCUGCACGCUGACUGGCUAAUUCUUAUCCAAUCAGCACUAGUCGAUAGUUGGAGAAUACUCUAGAAUCUUCUCAUGUAAAAACUAUAAACAUACUAACGUUUUCUCUAUUGUGCUUCUUACUUGCAUCUUACUUCCAUCUAACCUGGCUAUUUGAAAUAUAAUCUCUUUCCUGUUCAACCGUGUUCUGAUUUGGGGUGUUGUCGAGUGGUUUGGUGUCCAAGAGUACUAAGCAGUAGGAAUAGCUAGGUCAUAACCGUAAGAAAGAGAUUAUGACAUUUACCAUCUUGCGUAAGUCAUUUGACUGUAGGCUUAACCACAUUGCUCAUUCGCUCUCUACAUGGCGGUUGCAACAACCCGUCAUUAUAAACCAAGCUCACAUAUUGAUUAUAGUCAUCCAAUUUUGGCUCAGAUAUUACCUAAUUUCUGGAAUAAACCUUGACAACUAUCUUUUAUUGUAUUUAUGUAUUUCUUCAUUUCAGCCCGGAACUGCUUCUGGUACAGAAUAUGUGUCGUCUAGUCAUCCAUCUGUUCUUCAGUCACAAAAACCUGUUCUGUGCACUAUGGCAAAUUAUUCUCCUUCUGCGCUUGGCCGUGCUAACACAGUAAUGCAUUUCGUCACUAACACGAGUGCCAUAAAUUCAAUCGGGGGACUGGCGACCGACAGCAACACCACGAGCCUAGUUUCUAGUUCACAUUCUGCAUUUUCCCCUUCUGUUUCCUCGUCUGAUGGAUCCAGUACUGGGCCUGCACGAUCCCUCUCCCAGCGGUCUAGUCCUGGUGGGUUGUCAUCUUCGUCUAAUACUUCAUCUAACCCGACAUCACGGCAAUCCUUUAGGACAGAUGAUGACUACUCAGCAGUUUCGAGGGAAGUAAAUUCAACAGGGUCGUUAGAAAAUAUCCCAACAUCCGCGGAUGGUACCACACAUUCAAACAUCAAACCAGUUCGUCAACAGUUGCGUUCAUCUUCUAGUCCUUCACGUUCUUCUCCACCACCGAUUUUAUCGACUGUACCAACUUUGUUACCCGCUUAUCGUAAAUCAGAUUCUCCUAUACAUUCAUCACACUCACUAAACUCAGGAAGUUGCAAUUCGCAAGGGAAUUUAGGCGGAAAAUCGAAGCGUCGCAAAUUUAGAUGAAUUUUUCUCAGUAGUCUUCCUCAAAUUCUCAAGUUUAUUUUGUUUUUGUUCCACAUAAAUUCUGGGAUGUUUUGUCACAUUAUAUCUCGAUGGUUUCUUAGUUUUACCCAGGAUUUCUAUUUUACCAAACGUCGAAAUAAUUUCCCCCGUAUUCGGGUUUUCAGUUUUCUUUUGUCAAUUUUAUUGACUAACCGAGUAGAUUAGUUUCCACAGAUGAACACUCAAGUUAUGGGUUAUUCAUGAUACUCUUCUAAAUCCACUUGCUGUUUGUCAGUCAGUUUUCACUUAGACUAAUUUAUGUGUAGUUAAUUUAUUAUGCUUAUUUAUAUAUCUAAUAUAUAUGCUUGUAUAUCAGCUUUAUUUUUGCUAUGCCAUCUAAAGUUUGGUUUAAUAAGCGGUUUUUCAUGAAAAUUUGUUUCUUCCUUUGAAGCUUACGCUGAAGAGGAAUCCAGUGUAUUAUUUUCCAGUUUCUCACUUUGUCUCUUGAUGACAUGUUCUAAUCAUUUCUGCCAAAGAACUAAUUAUCAUAAAGAACUCAAUUAUGGUUUAAGUGUAUUGUUUCAUAUUUUAUGAUGCGUAUGUUGUACUUACAAAGACAGUUCAGUAAGUUGAAGCUAUUUGUCUGUGAGAAAUCUUAUGUUACCUCUAUACUAUGCAAAUCUUUAAAGAUAAACGGUUUAGUCCGGGCAUAAACAUCUGAUGUAAGUUGUGUGUGUAUACGUGACAUUCCUCAAAAGUAUAAACCCACAAAAUGCAUGAUCCGGCUUUCCAACUUGAUAUUUGUAAGAUCACAGACUACCCAUAUUUUGUACCAAUUCUUAGUUAGUCGUUUUUUUUCAAGGUAUACCGGAAGCAUGGCUUAAUUUGGAAUUUAGAGUCCUGUUCUCAUAUUAGUUAAUCGGGUGUAACAUUCACGUUAACAGUUGCAAAUCCGUCAGCAAUGACCUGGAGAAGUAAACGAAAAUAGGUUUCGCAUCGCACAUCAAUAAACCUGCAUGCAGAAUUGUGUGCUAUCUAACUUAUCAAGUUAUCAUAGCUUGUUGAUUAUCACUAAAAAACCAGCUGACUCAUCAAGUACGUUAUUUCGUAAAUAGGUUGGUGGAGUGGUCUCGUCCAUAAGUCAAGAUAAGUCUGGCUAGUUUAGAGUUUCAGUACGAGAUGGUUUGGGAAUUACCAAGUGAAGUACGGUUUUCUGUUUGACAGUUGUACAACAAUAGUAAAGAACUACUUUACAGCUGGAUCGCUCAUCAGCAUGUGAUCAUAACAACCUUACGAAAUUAUUUCCAUAUUAGCUUUUCCAAAAAGUAAUGCUUCCUGUACAAAGAUACAUUACGUCCCACAAAAGUCUUUGAAAUAGAAUACCUAAGUGGUUUCAAAGGAUCGGGUCGUAGCACUUAGUUAACCUGUGUAGCACUACAUUAGCCUAAUUUUAUCCGUUUGUUUAUAUUCUUGAAAAUAUCUUAAACGUAUAUUUAUGCCAGUCUAACAACCAUUGGAGACGGAGAGUUACUGCUGGUUGCUUCAGCUUUCGUCUAUGGACGUCAUCUCAAGCAUGUGUCUUCCAGUAGGUAUGUCGUUCUCUAGCUCCUUUGAUUAAUGGUGUAGUGUUAGUUAUCUUCCUUAAAAAAUAAGUUAAUAUUACCCAACCACAAAAUCUGGAAAUAUUUUUUAGCAUAUCUCUCGUUAGUGAAUAUUAGCUAGAGCCGUCUACAUUGUUGACAUCAGUUGUAUGACAUGUACUCUCGACUUCUCAUUCACUUUUAAUUCAAGAGGAUGAGCUACGUUGAAAGAGAACGACAAAUGAAAGUUGUCAGAUUCAUGUGUAAACUUCAUAGCUUGCUUUUCAUGCUAAUGAUCAUGUUCUCUGUAGUAAUCAGGCAUUCGCGUUUCCCCCACAUGGUUCACGUAACAAAAGGUCAGAUGGAUUUUUAUGGGUUAUCCAGAAAAGAAAUUGGUUUGUAACAAUGCUACUGUCGGUCAUAUUCAAUGUUUCUAGCAGCAAGAAAAACCAUCAAUGAAAUUCUGGUAUCAAAGCUUCCAAUUUAGUUUACAAAUUAGUAUUUCGUAUAGCUAUCGAUUAUUUUCUACCCACUAAGAGUUAUCACGAUAGGAGUAGAAUGUUUAUAGGGUUGUGGCGUUCCAGCUAUGUUCGUGUUGAGGAGGAUCAGUGUUCAGUUUCUUAGUUAUGGUGUCUACACCUAAAAGUUAGUGAUAGACUUCAAACAUUCGAGUUCUGGAUUAUAUUAUUCACAAAUAUGUAUUUGCCCUCAAAAUCUGUAUUCAUUUGUCCCGAUUAGUUUGAGUCUACUUCUAGUUACCAUAACUUGUAUCAAUGCUGUAGUUAAUCAUUAAGAGGUAGGAUCCAAGGUUCUCCAUCAAUUUCAAUAUUACAGUAUGAGGUCCUUUUCUGAUAUAUUUAAUUUUUCUAUGGUUCCUCAUCCCUAUCUAAUUAUUUAGUUUCAUGGUAUUUAUGAAACCAAUGUGAGAUUUCGUUCAAUGCAACUGGAUGGCUUCGGCUAUUUUUAUCUUUUUAUUCAUCAAUUUACUUUUGUAUCAGUGUUUUGUUAACAGAUGCUUCAUGACUCAAAUAUACCAGACCAAGGUUUGUAGAAAUAAUCCCAUUGUCACCUUUCAGGCACAUGUUCCGAUUUCGAUUUCAGAAUUUACAUGUUUGAUACAUUGCUAUACACACAAAUUCCAUGUAGGUAGUUAGCUUUCAGAGCAUUUUUCCAGGAAGUUGCUUAUUUUACUUUCCUAAUACAGUUAGGUGCAGAAUAUUUAGGGAUCCAUAUUAUUGGAGUUAUUUCAAUUCAUAACUAGUUGGUUGUUAUUUCAGACAUGCAAUAGUACUAAAGAAUUAAAUAACUUAGUCUUCAAAAAAGAAACUACGACCGAAAAUACACUAUAUCUAAUAAACCUGAUUAGUUUUAAAUACACGUAGUAAUGAUAUUACUUACGGUACAGUGUAUUUAAAGCUAAUCAGGUUUGUUAGAUAUGGUGUAUUUUCGGUCGUAGUUUCCUUUUUGAAGACUAAGUUAUUUAAUUCUUUAGUACUAUUGCAUGUCGGAAAUAACAACCGACUGGUUAUGAUUUGAAAUAAUUAUAUAGAUCCGUAACUAUUCUGCACAUCGUACUACAGUAUAUGUUAAGAGGACAGUAGAAAUAUUGCUCUAACCAUGGUAGUUAUUACUAAAUUUAAUGGUUUUUCCACUUUGGACGGUAUUAGUAGACUUUUAAGGCGAUUAUAUUCUUUCCACAUAUAUCAGAUGUGCCCAGAAAUAUAGUAAUUAUAUAUAUAAUAUGCGAUAAACCGGUUUCACAAUUUUAAAUAAAUUAAGAAGGAACGAAUUGUGCGAAGAACUUUCUUAUCAAUUAGUUUUCAACUAAUUGAAAAGAAAGUUCUCUCAAUUCGUUCCUUCUUUAUUCACCAAAUGUCAAAAUGGGAAUUUUCACUAUAUUUAAAUAAAUUAUUCUACAGUUUUGUAGGCGUUCCUGUAAAAAUCUUUCUACGGUUUAAAUCCAAUUGAUGUGGAUACGAGUUUCGUCUCGAUAUCUCUUCUGUAGACGUUACCGCAAAAUACAUAUGCAAACAGAUUGUUCAAAAGUGGAUUCGGAUGUGUUUUCGAAUUUCUUCCCGUAUUUUUUUAUCCGAUCAAUAGCUAAUCAAGAAUGUAAGAAGCUGGUUGCAGAACUGUUUAUUCCAUAUUCGAUCCCAGCUUCAACUAAUUUUGAAGUUCAGCAGGAUCGUAGGCAACGACGAUUUUCUUUUGAAUGUUCAGUUCACGAACCCUUAUCGGUUUUCUUCACUCGUCUUAUAUCUUCCAUUAAUGGCCAGUAUUUGAAAGGAAGGAGUAUAUCAACCAAUAACAGAGUUUAUUUAGCUACAAAAGCUAACUUGGUUUGCAAAAGUACAGAUGGAUCUACUGCUUUAACAGAAUUUAGUAAUGACAAGACUCUUGAAGAUUGUUUUCUAUCAGACUCUACUGAUAAUAAUGCCAGUAAACCGUAUCAAUUAUUGUUGCAAAUAAACUUUUCCAUGCAUGACUAUCCUGAAAAAAAUACCUUGCUUGUUUAUGUUGUCCAGAGAAACCCAGCACAUUUAAUCCAAUGCCGUUUAAAUACAAUUCCAAUGGUGGGUUGCCCUGUUGUACCGCUUCUCGAAGGAGAAAAUAUAUGUCUGACAAAUUCUGAAUUUCUAUGGUUUGUUGGACAGGUAAUCAUAUUUCCUAUUCGUUCUUUUUUAAUUUGAUAUACAGUAGCUUGACUAUGAUGCUGUUUCUGUAAAUUCGCUUGUGUAUUUAUGGAUAUGUGUUAUCCUAUUGAAUAAAAUAACCACAACAAAAAUCUUAUUUCGUGUGUAUUUAGUAUUCUUUUCUAAUCUCUAGCGAAUUUACGACAUUUAAACUUCAAAAAAUAUAGAAACAGUAAAUAGUUGGAUUUAUGAAUAACUUUUUGCAAAGUGUAUGAAAUCUGUUUAUUUUGUGAGUUCAUUGACUCUUAAUACAUACACUAUCAUCAAACAUCUUUCAUGCUCAAUGCAAGUUGGAUGAUCUUAAGUAAUGUAUGUAGGUAGGCGCAUCCAGCAUUAAUCUACAAAGUUCUCAGUUCGUAAUGUUAACAGUAUGUGGAAAUGCAGGAUUUUGCAUCCAGGUUCACAUGAAUUUAGACACUAUAUGUAAUCAGUAGUUGCUUAUCUAAAAUGUCGUCUAGUUCUUUUCAUGGUUCGUAACAAACGAGGAAUUUACAAGGAGACUAUUGUCUACUUUUCAGUGAGCAUCGAUAGUGAUUUUCAUCACAAUGAAUCCAAAAAUCCCAGAUCUCUCCCAACCUUACCUACAUAAAUUUGUCUAAAUUCGCCUAAACGCGGCACGUGAACUAUCAAUAUGAAACUGAGUUAGUUUUCUCCUAACUCUAAGCAUAAAAGUCAUAGGCUUAACAUUUGACCGCUUUGGGUUUAUUGACAGUCUAAUAGAACAAUAAAGUUCGUAUCAGUAGCAAUCUUCAGUUUCAUUCAAUCACUUUCUGUAUUACGACUCAUUCUGUUAAUUUUAAUGUCUACAUCCAAUCUUUUUGAAUUUUUUUUGUUUAUUUCGAUCAUGUGUGUGAUUGUUUUCCUCUGUAAUUCACAGUCUAAAAAAUGGCCAGAUAAACCGUGUCACAAAGGCUUCUUAUUCAUACCAACUGAAGAUCAUGUUGGUUUAUCAAUUCAGUUGAAAGUUCGUGUACGUGACAUUAAAGGUAUGGCCGGUGUCCCAUUCGGAACAAACAAAUUUUUUGAUCCUUAUGGACAACCGAUUGAAUGCAAAUCGCCUGUACUUAUAGCUCCUAAUCAAGUAUUUCAUCAACAGAGGUAAGAACGUUAAUAAUUGGUUUAAUUUCAUUCGCCAUAAAAGUAGUUUUGCAUAAUGAAGUAAAACAUUUAUAAUUAAAAUAAAUAUGUUCUACAUUUCUAGCUUGUUUGUAAUACGUUGAAUAUAGCAAUUCAAGGUAUACUCAGCCAAGUAACUGCACUUGUUGCAGCCAAUGGUGGUAACCACUUUUUCAGAGAAACUUAUCGAUGGUAAUGCAUGCACUUUGCAAGGAUCAAAAUGGAAUUUUGUGAGUUCAAUAAGAAGUAGCAGGACUGUAAAAUGGCCAAUACAGUAUGCCUCAUGUUAUAUUUUGUCCUAAUGAUGCUUUCCUAAACGUUGGUUAACGAAUGACGUUUGAACCUGUCGCGCAAAAAAUGUAGAUAGCUAGUGAUAUUGGUUAACACAUAGCUAUUGAAUUAUGCAGGUUAUGUAUACGUUAGUCAAAGGGAUAUAGAGCUUUGGGAGCCACAGUAUUUGAUUCUUCAAAACAGCAAGAAUUGUAGGCUGUAAAAGUCAGGGUAUGGCCUUAAUUGAUGUUAAGCAAUCACUUGAGCUAUACUCUCGAUUCCCUUUUUUUGUAUGCAAAUUGUAAUUACACUGUCGUGUCAGAUGGGACGUUUCUCCACUCACUCUCAUAACCUCUUACUCUUAUUCUCAUAUUAAUUAACAGGUAUAAGUGGAUUGAAAACAAUCAAUUAGAUUCACAACAUUUACGUGUUGUAAGUUACAAUAUUCUGGCCGAAAUGUAUGCUCGAUCUGAUUUUGCUCGUGCCCAUAUAUUCAAACAUUGCCCAGAGGCUUGUAUCAGUUCAGCCUACCGAUUACCGUUGAUUUUACGUGAACUGUUUUCUUAUCAGUCGGAUUUUAUCUGCCUUCAAGAAGUCGAUCGAUGGGUUUACGACAAAUACCUUCUAAAUGCUUUAAGAUCCCAUCGAAAUAUGGACGGCAUAUUCUUAGCCAAAAGAGCAGUCAUAACUGAUCCGAAUGAUCCGGCUAAAGUUAAAGUUGACACAGAAAAAGAAAAGGUAGUUGUAGUGUUUUUUUUUUCAGUAUAAGUUUAUUGAUAAUGAAAUAGUUUAGUGGUUUCUAGUAAAUUUGUUAUUUUUGAAUGCAGUUAAUACAAGUGACAAUAUAUAGGUACUUAUUGUGCUGUAGUUUAAAAAUUUGAUAGCGGUAACGUGGUGUUUAAAGUUCUCGCUUUUCAAUCAAUAGGCUGAAGACUUGAUUCUCCCUUCACUUCCAGUUUAGAUUUAUGGACCAUUACUUAGUCAUCAUCAACGUAAAGCUUAGAGGUGUGCCGGUUCAUGUUUUCAUACCGCUAGAUAUCAUACAGUGAGUCCCAAUGUCCAAGAACAUGAAUUUACGUUUGGUACAUAAAUUACAACUUAUCGUCAAUACCACCAUCAACAGUCGUAUUUAUGUUUUGUCUUUUGCUGGGUUGAUUAUCACAUGACUAAAUCGCCAAUUAGAACACCGACUUAUUGACCAGACCAAUGACGCAUGAACCAGUACGAGCAGCCUAGAGUCAAUUCUGAGUCCUGAUUGGUCCUUCUACCUAGCCCUGCCUGUUGAGUCCAAAACACAGCUUCCACUGCACUAAUCAUGUAUUUCAGACAUACGCAGUUUAUAUACGAGCAAAUCAGACCGCAUCAUACAAUAAGAUAGAAAAUAACAACCACACAAGAUCAAGCUAAAUGUGUCUGUGAGUGUAAGAGACUAACUAAUAAACUGGGAAUAACUUAGGAAUAGUGAAUCAUGUAAUAGUAGUUAAUAGCUCAAAUGGAAGCCUAUAAUAAAAGGAAUAUAAAUAUAUAAAAUCUACUUACUUGAUAGUUAUACAAUAAGAAUAUAUAUGGUAAAAAUCCAUAAAUAGAUCCUAGCAGUUACCAUUCACUUAUUCUUCGUUCAGAUGUAACAAUUUAUAGUGUGUCUUCUAUCACUGAUUAGGGCCUAGUAAACAUGACAUCGAGGGGGAAGCACAGUUCAAUCCUUUUUGAAAUUGAUUGCCUCAUGAAACCUUUAAAGCUCCAAUAUUCGUGACUCAGUUAAGACUUGAAAAUAACUACGUAUUUGUUGGGAUGUGCAUCUAGUUUUGUAUGUUGCAAAAUGUUAAACCUCUGUUCACUAUAUUUGGACAUAUACCGAAAAAUUACUGAACUUCUCGGUCAUUGAAGAACCUUUAAUGCUCUUUUUAGAUACUGUCUUAUCACCACAAAUAUCUAGUAGUUCGCUUUUCUUAAAAGUAACUUCAUGCAGAAGCUACAUAAAAAUUUAUACAAGGAACUACAAUCUACAACGUUUGUGUUUUAGCAGUUCAACUUAACUUCCGAUGUACCAUGUUCGAGUGAAAUGGAUUAGAACUCAUGUAGACCUGAUAGUUGUGUUUCAAGUCCAACUGUAGUUCCUACUAUAACGUGCUAAUCGGGAGUGUCUGUUGUGACUACCGAAUUAACUAUUUUGGGUAGAACACUCGUCGUUCCGUCAGGCCAGAUAAAUCGGUUAGAGAGCUGUAAGAUUCAGGACAACAAUUUAACGUCCAAACGUAAAAUCAUAUUAAGGCAGGAGUAAUGUGUUUGUUUCAGACAACCAGCAUCUACAAAUAGAUGUAAAAGCACACCAACUUCAAAGAUGUCGCACCUCAUCUAUUCUCGCCACUGGUGGUAAGGUUUGAAAAGCAUGAAGCUGACGCUAAAAAUACUCACUAAAAGAUUGUGUGUAACUAGACUCAUGAAUUCUCAUUUGGUUUUCAUCCUUAGUGGCUAGGGAAUCGAUUAAAUACUCGCAAAGUAUAUAUAUGUACUAUUUUUUUUACUUCAAAGGGUGAAGGUUGUGCAAUCUUCUAUCGUCGUGCUCGGUUUGAACUUGUGUCGAAAUGCGGCCUACCAUCGAUACUUCAUUAUGCAUCAACCGUUCCAUUUUUAUCAACUAUGUUAAACAAUUUCAAUUCCACAACCUUAAGCUGUAGCUCAACGGGCCAUUCAUUUAGUGAAGAGAAUACCGAAACCCAUAUUCAAAAGUCAUUAUCGCAGUGUCUGAUCAGUGGGAUAUUUCGAGAGAAGUCGACCACAUCACAAUCUCCUUUACUGAUUGUUUCUAAUGCCCACUUCUAUUUUCAUCCUUCAGCUAGUCCGAUUCGAAUAAUUCAAGCGCGUACAGUUCAUUACUACUUAUCAAAACUUGCUAUGGAUUACAGACAGUCGGAUAAUAAACCAAUUCCAAUUGUUUUUUGUGGGGAUAUUAAUCAGUGUCCAGGUAGUGAUGUGUAUACCGCUCUCACUCAAGGUGAUGGAUGCCCAUCUGAUGAGGAGGUUGCUUAUCAGCCUAUAUUUGAAUCAGCUUAUGUAAAUAAUCCACCUGAAUUUACUAACUGGGUGCCUGGAUUUCACAAUGUUUUGGACGUUAUAUUGUAUAAUACAGACUCAGAUUUAAAAUGUAUUCAUGUGUUGCCGAUUGAUCCACUGGAGAAAAUCCAAGAGUUGUUGAUUCAGUUAAUCAAUGAGAAUGGUCAAAUUGUGCAAGAUUCUAGCGAAUUGGGUCUCCCAAACGCCUACUUCCCAAGUGAUCAUAUCGCACUUGUAGCUGAUUUUUCAUGGGACUCUUUAGAACAUACAAGUGAAUAGUUCUUCAUGUAUAACUACAGGAAAGAAAAUGAACUUAUUAAAAACAAUGAUAAUCGUCAUCUUUUUAUUAGAUAAAUCAGUCAAUCUAAUAUAGAUCUAGUUUUGAUAAACUUGAAGUGAUAGACUUGUUUUUUUAAAGAUAAAUCUUAGAAUUGAGAUAACCGUAAUGUAAACAAUAUUUUGUUGUGAUGGUUGCUAUUUUCUGUGUUUACUUUGGUUUUCUCAAACGUUUCUUCUCAACAUAGUGUUGUUUUCGCCCUUAUCAUCCUGUUCUGGAUCAUAUGUAGAUUCUGAUUGACAUUCUACAGACACCACUUCAAAUCUUCCUGUAGAACUGGAAGCUAUAAAAUAAAAGCAUUAAAGUAGUCAAACGAUUGUAAUUGUGGAAUAAAUUUUUGUACAGUGUCAAUUUAUCAAAUAAUUACUGGAUG
Messenger RNA from Schistosoma haematobium, 17066 nucleotides. It is a transcript of the gene L3MBTL1, whose product is annotated as Lethal(3)malignant brain tumor-like protein 1. Gene Ontology annotation, biological process: nuclear-transcribed mRNA catabolic process, deadenylation-dependent decay. Gene Ontology annotation, molecular function: 3'-5'-RNA exonuclease activity. Lineage: Eukaryota; Metazoa; Platyhelminthes; Trematoda; Strigeidida; Schistosomatidae. Bases 6798 to 7664 code for a protein of 288 amino acids. Gene Ontology annotation, cellular component: mitochondrion. The record is from RefSeq and is a predicted model, not a curated record. The transcript is spliced from 2 exons.